Molecule: messenger RNA, 3454 nt
Organism: Electrophorus electricus (electric eel)
Lineage: Eukaryota; Metazoa; Chordata; Actinopteri; Gymnotiformes; Gymnotidae
Product: selenocysteine insertion sequence-binding protein 2
Biological process (GO): selenocysteine incorporation
Cellular component (GO): mitochondrion; ribonucleoprotein complex
Molecular function (GO): ribonucleoprotein complex binding; mRNA 3'-UTR binding; selenocysteine insertion sequence binding
Source: RefSeq, a predicted model, not a curated record
AGACUGAAGAAGUUUGAGCUGGUUGGUAGACUGUGUACCUGGCUAAACGUCACAACAUAAUAUUUACAACUGGUGUUGUCAGCUGGUAUUUGGGAAUAUGGUUAGAAUUAAAAUUUUAAAAAAUAUGUAACCUGUUAAACGACAAAUUCUAGUUAUUAGACUGUUGGCUCAGCAUAUGCUCCUUGGCCUGUAUUCAAGGAUCUGAUUGGUUUCACCUGAGCUGACUGGCCCACCACACACACACACACACACACACAUUCUCGUUAAGAAUGGAGGAAGGCAAGAGAAGACCUCCAUCGAGAGAGCAAAUAAUGAACCACACCUCAUCCGAAAAUUGGUUUAAGGAAAGGCAGAAGUCAGCAAUUACAGACAGACAGCAUGACAGAGCACCAAAGGCACAUGGUCCCUGUAGCUUCCAGAACCUAAGAAGAAGUAACAGUCUCCAAACAGACACUGGCCAAAAGGGACGCCCUCCUGAACAGCCUGGAAAGCAGUCAAAGCAUAUGCAUGAGCCUUUUCCCCAUAACAAAAGAAUAAAUUGGAGAGCAUCAGACACAGCCAAAAGAGGUUAUAGAGGGAGUAGACAUUUAAAUACAGAGGAAACACCAAAGUCAAGGGUUAUAAAUAUCAGCUCAUUUGAAGUGAAGUUGUCUGACUUUCCGGAACUAUGUGACGUUACCACCAGCAACUCUAAGACUGCCUUUAGUGAAGAGCCACGGCUGUGCUGGAGUCCAGGUGCUUCACCAGCUCUUCAGAAUUCAUCAGCAGCUCCAAGUAAGCAGAUGUCAGGAAACGCAGUACAAAAGCAAAAGUCAAUUCACCAAGUCCCCUCAACAGAAAUGUGUGUGAAUCCUUUGUCUGUCACACCAGGUCAUGAUAUUGAACUUGUGUUACCCAAUCCCUAUGGAUUACCAGUAACUUCCUGGGCCAACAUUGCCUCUCAACCUCCUAAAGUUGUCCAAAAGAUUUCCACCACACAUAUGUCUUCUCAGGAGACAUUUCAAGGAGACAAAGAAACUUCUCCACUACAAUCUGAUCAAACUACCGAGAAGAAGAAAAGGAAGAAAAAGAAGAAAUCUAAAACAGUGAGUGAGGGAGUGGAGCAGCAGACAGAUGAUGUACUGAUUCAACAGGAACCCCCCAAGAUUGAGGAUGAAGAGGAGUUCCCAGACUUGUCUUCUGCCUUUGGUGUUUCAGCCAAAGGGGCGAGCCAUACUUUGAACUCAGCAGUCCAGGAAAAUACAGGGAUCUCUGAGAGAGAGGGAUCAUCUCAGUCAGAAAGUAUGAACAAGAGUAAAUCCACCUCUGGAAAGCCGAGCCAAACCGAUUCUAAGAAAGUACAGCUGAGUCAGAAGAAAAGUAAAGCUCCUGUCCAGCUGGACCUUGGGAACAUGCUAGCGGUCCUGGAGCAGAAGCAGCAGUCCCAGAGGUCCAAACAAGAUGUUAAACCCUUAAUCCUUUCAGUCGGAGGAGCACUUCCAGUUGUGCACAAGGACCCAUCAGUUCAAAAGAAGCAUCCAUGGCAGCAGGAGAGAGUAGCGCACAACCCACUGGACUCCACCUGCCCUCUGGUGAAGAAGGGCAAACAACGUGAGGUCCCGAAAGCCAAAAAGCCGACACCCCUCAAAAGAAUAAUUCUGAAGGAGAGAGAAGAAAGGAAACAGAACCGUUUGCUGGAGGAGAGGGACCCCACCCAGGUGAGCCUUGAAUGUGCUCAAACGGAGCCUCACGCCGUCGAGAAUCCAUGUGAGGCCAGUCUGCUUCAACAUCAGCUCGAACCGAUGAGUGAGCACAGUGAACAUGGUUCUGAGGAGACUGCCCAAACAGGUUCGCAAGCUAGCAGUCUCGAUAACCAUGCAGAUGAUGAUGCACCUUCUCAAACCAGCAGUCCUCAGUCCAACCCAACUCGACCCAAAAUCCACAGCAGGAAAUUCAGAGACUAUUGUAGCCAGAUGCUGAGUAAGGAUGUGGAUGAGUGUGUGACCACCCUGCUGAAGGAGCUGGUGAGGUUCCAGGAUCGGCUAUACCAGAAGGACCCCAUGAAGGCCAGAAUGAGGCGACGGCUGGUCAUGGGCCUUAGAGAGGUUCUCAAACACCUGAAGCUCAGAAAAGUCAAGUGUGUCAUCAUCUCCCCGAACUGUGAGCGUGUGCAGUCUAAAGGAGGGCUGGAUGAGGCUCUUCACAACAUCAUUGAUACGUGCCGGGAACAGGAGGUUCCUUUUGUCUUUGCACUGUCAAGAAAGUCUUUGGGUCGUUGUGUGAACAAAGCUGUGCCUGUGAGCCUAGUGGGCAUCUUUAACUAUGACGGAGCACAGGACCAUUACCACAAAAUGAUCCAGCUCACGUCUCAGGCGAGGAAAGACUAUGAGACAUUGAUUGCCAAUCUAGAGGAUAACUCGCAGGACCAGGGGGAGGAGGCUGAGAAGCAGCAGAAUAUUGAACCACCAUCAGAUCCUUCUGAAGAAGAAGAGCCUGAAUACAAUAAAAUUUGGAAGAAAAUGCUAGAAAAAGAAUACAACCACAAGUUCUUGGCAUUUGAGAAGCAGUUUUCAUCGGUUGCCAUCAGCGCAGAUUUGGAAACGUUGCUGGACAACCACGAAGGAAGUUGAUAAUUCACUAACUGUAUAACUCGCUAGGGUGGUGUUUUUGUUUGGUUGGUUGGUAAUAAUUAUGAUGUUGUGAAUCACUGAGACAUUUAUGGAGAUGAUUACUCAUAUUUUUAUGGAUGUAAAUGUUUACAGAUUUGCCCUAUGAUGUGACUAUAAAAUAAAUCCUUACUCAUAAGACACUAUAGCAUACAUCUCACUGCCACAGGAAAGAGGCCAAUAAAUUACUUGCUGUCAAUAAUGAAUUAUGUUUAGAAUAAAUUAAUAAAAAAAUUGUCUUAAGAUUUCUCCUGCAUCAUAUUGAAUUUUGGUCAUGGUACAAUUCUAAUGCAUGGUUAUUUGCUAUACAAUGUUCAUCCGUAUUCACGCUUCCUUUUAAAAUGAUUUAAUAGAUCAGCAUUUCAAAUCGGAGUCAUUUUGUCUCAUUUAACAGCACAUCAGAUCUCAGUGGAAUGUACCAUAACUCAUGCAUAUAUGUUUGUUAAUCAAGUGCUUUGGUGGAAAAAGGGUCAAAUGAUUUUAAAAAGUAGGACAAUAUAAUUAGUAGAACUUUCAAUAAUAUGAAAUUGACACUAACCUGUUUGCGAGAGCUAUGCUGUAUUAUAUGAACUGUAAAAAUAUCUGUAUUUUUAUAUAGUUUUGGUACUUUGACACUUUUCCUACAUGGGACCUUCAUGUGUAGUUGAGCUAUGACAUUCUUUCCAAAGAUGGUAGAAAAGCUACUGAAAAGAGAAAACUGAAAAUAUUUUAAGUAACUGCUCUGAAGCAAUGUUAUGACAAAUAAAAUAAAAAAAUGAAUGAACUGCCAUUGUUGAAUAAAGAUAGCUAGUCACAGCUAAUGAAUCUGA